AUGUCGAAGGAAACUAUGAUGUGUGGAAUCUGUAUUCAAUCGAUUACCGACGCUCAUGCAGUAACGAAUGAUGUUUGUAAACAUUGCUUUCAUUUGACAUGUGUGAAAGUGAGAUAUGUUUUGGAUUCGAUAGCUGAUGUUGCGGAUUAUAUUGCUGAUAAGUGUCCGAUUUGUCUUACUCCACAACCGCAACCGGAGUCUAUUACAAAAAUACUGGAAAACAUAAAUGAAAAACUGGGGUUAAUUAGAGAUGUUAAAAUGCAAGUUCAUGGUAAAGUUCGUCGGAACAUUACGGCUGAUAUAUUAGUUCAAGGUGCGCGUAAACUACCGGUUUACAUCAACAGACGAUUCCCAUCUACACUGUACAAAUUACGUCAGAGUAUUGUGAGGCAAUUUCCGAUGGUAAGCAAGAAAAAUGUUUGGAUUGCGGCAGGUGCGUUUCGAGAUCAUUUUCGGGUUUUGGACUAUGAUGUUAUCGCUGUUUCUGAAUCGUGGCUGUCUUCAAAUGUUGUUGAUGCUCAAAUGAAUCUUCCUGAGUUUCAGCUGCUUCGUAAUGACUGGAAGACACGUCACGGUGGAAGUGUUUUGCUAUUCAUAGGUAAUACAUUGUCUUCAAGAAUUAUUAACUGUUCCUCGAACCUGCUGGAUGGUUACCCAGAGUACAUUAUUGCUGAAGUGUAG
Cotesia congregata is the source of this 681-nucleotide messenger RNA. The record is from the annotation of a GenBank genome assembly. Lineage: Eukaryota; Metazoa; Arthropoda; Insecta; Hymenoptera; Braconidae.